This is a messenger RNA of Funneliformis mosseae, 123 nucleotides long. NCBI's taxonomy places the organism in Eukaryota, Fungi, Glomeromycota, Glomeromycetes, Glomerales, Glomeraceae. The record is from the annotation of a GenBank genome assembly.
UCUCAAAGAGAAGAGAGCCUUAGAAGGUUUCUCAAAUCAACAGUUAUACCAAAUCUCACUGAAGAGUUCAUGCAAAUGAAUCCCGCUCUAAUGCAAACUGAAGUUUCUAGUAAACCUAAGAAU